Heteronotia binoei (common prickly gecko) is the source of this 1353-nucleotide messenger RNA. RefSeq names its product bone morphogenetic protein 2-like. The transcript is spliced from 3 exons. Bases 121 to 1341 code for a protein of 406 amino acids. Gene Ontology annotation, cellular component: extracellular region. Gene Ontology annotation, biological process: negative regulation of transcription by RNA polymerase II; SMAD protein signal transduction; BMP signaling pathway. NCBI's taxonomy places the organism in Eukaryota, Metazoa, Chordata, Lepidosauria, Squamata, Gekkonidae. The record is from RefSeq and is a predicted model, not a curated record. Gene Ontology annotation, molecular function: BMP receptor binding; growth factor activity; cytokine activity.
AAGUGGCACAGCUGGAAGUGAUCUGAAGCGCGCCCCGCAAGAGAAGGACCCGGGACUCGCCAGGAAGGGGUGGGAAGAAAAUGGAUUCUCGCCUACAGCCUCCAGUCCUGCAGCUCCACCAUGGUUCCUGGUAACCUGCCUGUCCUGGCGGUUCUGCUCAUCCAUCUCGCCUUCUGGGGUUCUGAAGGCCCUCGGGUGGCCUCCGCUACGGAGACAGGCAAGGCGCCCCAGAAGCCAGCUCCUCUCCAGUCCCUCCAAGCUGUCCUGUUGAGACGUCUGGGCUUGCAAAGACGGCCGCGGCCCAAGCCAGGGCUUCUGGUCCCCCAGUACCUGUUGGAUCUGUACCAGUUCUGCUUGGGGAAAGCUGCCUCCUCUUUCUCAGAUUCGGAGUGGCCCUUCCUGGAGGAACGAGCGGCAACGGCCAACACCGUGCGCGCCUUCCAUCACGUCGAGCAUUUGGACCGCACCCCUGAAGUAGCAGGAAGUUCGUUCUACUUCCUGUUCAACCUCACUUUGCUCCCUGAGGAGGAGGAGCUGACGGCCCUGGAGCUGCGUCUCUACCGGUCGCCGAAAGAGGGCAGGGGCUUCCACGUCAGCAUCCACCACGCAAUGGAUCCCCCCUCGGCUUCCGGAAACGAGAGCGGGCUCCUCGUUCGCAGGUUCUUGCCCGUCAGCCGGCCCCAGUGGGAGAGCUUUGAUGUGACUGCUGCUUUUGAGAAGGCGAAGGGACGGAAAUGCCAUCUUGGGAUUCUGGUCACGUUGGAGUGCCCGAACGGCAGCCAAGGGCUUUGGCCCCAAGCCCCGCUUCGGGCAAAGCGGUCUCCUGGCGAGGAGGAGGCGCAGUGGGCUCUAGAAAGGCCGCUGCUGGUUGCCUAUAGUCAGGACAGAAGAGGGCAGCCUCUGUCACGUGGGAAACGGCAGAGCAAAAGCCAACCGGGCGGACUCAACCAGAGAGGCGGCAGGAGAACCUUAAAAUUCCCUGCGUACAGGAGCAAGCCGAAGAGCCCGAAGCCAAAGAGCAAAGCCAGCGUGAGAUGCAGAAGGCACCGUCUCUUCGUGGACUUCAAGGAGGUGGGGUGGAACGACUGGAUCGUUGCCCCCAGCGGCUACCACGCCUUCUACUGCUCCGGGGAGUGCCGCUUCCCACUGGCCGACCACAUGAACGCCUCCAGUCACGCCGUGGUGCAGACCAUGCUGAACUCAAUGAAUCCCAGGGUGCCCAAAGCCUGCUGCGUCCCGACAGAUCUCAGCCCCAUCGCUAUGCUCUAUCUGGACCAGCACGACAUGGUGGUUCUAAAGACCUACCAGGACAUGGUGGUGGAAGGUUGUGGGUGCCGCUAGAAGUGACAGGUG